UCUUUAAUUAUCAAGCCCUUGGAGACCCAUUCGAGUGAAGUUGGAAAAGCCCAACAAAAUUCUCAGCAAAUACAUGAAACCUCAACAAAAACAAGACCAACAUUUAAAGUGACACCUACCUACAACGAUGACUCAAGAGCAAAACCAAGAUUUCAAAACAACAACGAUUUUUGA
This is a messenger RNA of Dentiscutata erythropus, 174 nucleotides long. NCBI's taxonomy places the organism in Eukaryota, Fungi, Glomeromycota, Glomeromycetes, Diversisporales, Gigasporaceae. The record is from the annotation of a GenBank genome assembly.